CCUUCCCAGCUCCGUCUAGGCAUUUAUCAUUAGUAUUUGUAUUAUUAGUAUUAAAUUAUUCGCUUUUGCUUCUCACUAUAAUAAUUUACUAAUGAAGCUAACUUGUUUUCAUGAUCAUUGAACGCACACGCGUACGCUUUUGUUUCUAACUUGGUUCGCCGGAAAAUCAAGACUCCGGCUACCAAAGAUAGUUAGACUGUGUUUUUUUUGCAGCUUUGAAUUGGGUUUGCAGGGAAAUAAAGGAAUAAAGAUUUCGUUAAUCUCUAAGAUAAAUGGCAAAGGGCAGAAGAUUGACGACCAGUCGGAGUGAAAGGUUCUUAGGGAGCUACGGUUACGAUCAUCAAGGUCAAGAAGGGGUCAACGACGCGCCUGAGCUAGGGGAAGAUGAUGUCUGGUCAAUGGUUGACGGGAUGGUCAACAGGGACGCUCAGCUAAUGAACGGUUCUCACGGAGCGUGGAGUCCAAGCGCCGGUUCGGAGAGUAAUGGAAGCUUGAGUAGUUAUAGGAGCCACCGGCAUCCUUCGCUGGCGGACAAUCAGCCUCAUGUGGGGGGCUUGUCGUUGGCCUUCGAAGAUGCUGGUAAGACGACGUCGUCGCACAGGAUCGUCCACCAGCUUCGCGGGGGGCAGGAUGGCAGCGUUUCGUCGCCACAUGGACGACAGAUGGCCACCUCGGCCCCAGUGAACGUACCUGAUUGGUCAAAAAUUUAUCGAGUUGACUCAGUCGAGUCCUUGCAUGACUCUGAUGAAGGGGUAGACGAUCAGGAGGACUCGGAGUGGGUUCCACCACACGAGUACUUGGCGCGUGAGUACGCACGCAGCCGGAAAAUGGCCGCAAAUUCUGUUUUUGAGGGCGUUGGUCGGACUCUCAAGGGCCGAGACCUGAGCAGGGUCCGAGAUGCGGUCUGGAGUCAGACAGGGUUCGACGGCUAAAAUGUCGUUUCGAUCAUUGCUAGAUCAAAAGGCCAAGAUUGAUUACUGAUUAGUCCGGUUGUGGAUUUUCAUUCGUAAAAAGUACUAAAAAUUUAUGACAAAUUUAAAAGAUCAUAUAUUCAGUGUGUCUUGCAUCAAGCAAUCAAAGUGGUACACAGCGAAUUCGCACUUGGCCCAAAUUAGGUGGCCUAAAAAAAAAAAAAAAGCCAAAAGUGGUGUAAUUUUGUUUAUCUUACCAUAUUCUCUUUGCCUUCAAUGAGAUCAUGAAUUUGUGAAUC
This is a messenger RNA of Coffea eugenioides, 1210 nucleotides long. RefSeq lists its product as uncharacterized. The record is from RefSeq and is a predicted model, not a curated record. The transcript has a single exon. The coding region runs from base 273 to 932 and encodes 219 amino acids. Lineage: Eukaryota; Viridiplantae; Streptophyta; Magnoliopsida; Gentianales; Rubiaceae.